Molecule: messenger RNA, 5239 nt
Organism: Amoebophrya sp. A25
Lineage: Eukaryota; Dinophyceae; Syndiniales; Amoebophryaceae
Source: the annotation of a GenBank genome assembly
AGACACAUCAGUUCGCAUGUAGUAGAUACCUGCUAAGGGUAUCUCAUCCAUGUUUCCCAAAAUGUUUACCUUGUUCACAACGAUUUGAAAGAAAGAAUGACCAAACCGUUAGCGACGUAUCACGUGGCGAAUAUGCUUUGUCGCGACUAGUCGUUGAUAAAGCGGUGCCAGCACUACCCCGUUGCCACGACCAUGACCACGCCGACUCGCCUCGUGUGCAGCCUAGGAGGUCGUGCCCUCUUUCUCCUGGCACAACAUUCUCUCCUAUGGUUUUUACCAUGUUGCGAGAUCUCGGCUGUUGCUACGGAACGAAAUUUCUUGAAGCGGAAUGGUGGAGCGACGAAGAGGACCUCGACCAGCGUCCAGAAACAAGGUGAAAUUUUUGGCGUGAAACGUGAUCAGAGGUAUGCGACCUGACAGUACGGCCCGUAGACCGUUGUUUAUUUUAUGCAUCACUAAAUCACGUGAGGACUUCCCACAACUUUACAUCUCUAUUGGUAAUUCUCUCCUUCGACAGUAAAGUGUUUUUUCGUAUUUCGAUAUUAGAUUGUUUAAGAGGGACUCCGUCCUGAUAUUAGAUAUAGAGUGUGAGUAGUUUUUCUCCUUUUGUGUCAUUCCCAUAAAUGUGGGGACUCAAUGCGAAUGCGUCCGUUGUUUAAAAUCGUUUUAGAAGAUUUAGAAGAGCAUGUUGCUUCCUCUUCCUCUUUCAUCUGUUUUGUGACGACGAUGCGAGCAACUCGUUCAUCGACGCACAUCACGGUUUUCUGCAGCAGCAACAUAUUACUACCGGUCUGGGUCAGCAACAACAUACAGCGGACAAAGUACAGCCUCAGUGUGCCUUUGACGAUGCGCUAUUUCGACUGUCGGCAGAGGACAAGGAAACCCUACUGGCUGAAAUAUCUGGCAUGCGACCCGAUGUAGACUUCGUGCAAACCGGAGGAUCGCACGUCUGCGCCACUUGGGGUCAACCGUGUACCUGUUCUGGCGGUUACGUCAUCUUUGGCGUUCCACACCUGGGCUUGUGGAGUCCAGCUCAGGCUGUGCCUGAAGUGGCGGACAAUGCGGUAGGUGGAACUGGAAGCUUGACAUGCGGAGCAGGAAUGGGAUUGAGCGCGCAAUUUUUGUUAUGAAUCAGUGGGGGACCGAAAGUGAAAGUGACUCCUUAUUUGAAAGUUCUACUGACCAUUGCACAGGUCCUCGCUCGAUAAUCGCAAAGCCUAGGCUUUAAAGCGAAGAUAAUCUAGAAGUUUUGUCUGCUUGGCUACGGAAACUAAUCAAAACAAUCACACCUCCUUGACGUCUUCCAUUAACCCCACAUUCAUACUUUGCUCAAGUCGAACCCUUCUCCGCUCUGUCCGAAUGCCACUGCUAUGGCCAGGCACCUGCGUCUUUUCACUUGCAGCGACGUCUGAACUCAGUGUCUACCCUUCAAGAGGCAUGGAUUUUUCUGCUGCGGCUAUUGAACCGUCGAAAGUUACUUCCACUUGGCACGCGCGAUUCGCUUUACCACGGUCUGGAAAACUGGAGCAAGCGCUCAACUGAAGUCGGCAGUGUACCCAGAGUCCCGGAGCACUACUAUGUCAACAGGUACUUGUCUGUAGCUUACCAUUACGGAAGAUUUAGCUUUAGUCGUGCUUGUCGUUGCAGAUACGAACGUGAUGUACUACUCGAUGUAGUGCUUUUGAUUUUACAUGCCACUUGCACUUCGACCACCCGAGAGUCCAACUUUUGUAGAAGUUACAGAUGCAGUAUGGGACCUCUUUACGACUUGUACUAGGUCGAGUACAAGUAGCUAGUGUAAAGAUGCUGGUGGAAAGGAAUGUCAUUACCUAGGCUUCAUCUUUCUUUCUAUCCGCUACAACCAUCAGAUACAUGGUUGCUUUGCGACAUAUGCCCCAGCUUUUUCAAGUCCGGCGUCCGCCGGCAUUAGUAGAGACGAGAAAAACUGCGGGUCACAGUGAGCGCCGCGAGUCUAUACGCUGUGGUGAGUGGGCCGAGCUCAACUACAUCCACCUCUUUCGCAAUGUCUGCGAGGAAAACAUUGCGUUUAGGUAUUCCCGUCGUUUCUGCCUAGAUCUACACUUUCUGGCGCUCUGAGAAUGGGCCUGCUGAAACUAUGGAGCGACCGGGGAAAGGGUAUGGGCGCCACGCAUUUCGUCGCUGCAGUCACGCCCGAAGCAACCGCGGCAGCGCUGAAGGGAUGCGCAGUAGGCUGCGCGUGUAAUCAAUUGCAAGGCGCGGCCACCCACUUCAAAAGCCACGGGGGCCCAGUGCUGCCGAAGCGGCUGCAACCUUGGCAAGAAAGGCCCAGGCGUGGCCUUGUUGCCUCCGCUUCUACAAGGGCAAGCUUGCUAGUUUAUAGGUGCUAGCUGCGCGGUAGUGCACCUAUCUGACUCGGGAACUCCGAUAGUUUUCGGUAGAUAUGGCGGACGCCUUCAGCCUUCUUCUAAGUUGAAACCUGCGCACGUUUGCGAGGGCUCGGGGCUUGGGCCUCGGUCGCCGCUUUUCACGAAUUCGGGCCCAGCAUGCAGCUCGCUGCGCGAGCGCGGGCAACCCGUGCGCCACCGCGUGCAAAAUUUGCCACAGCCGUGGGCAGCCAGCGAGUUCUGCAGCGCCGUCCGUGGACAUAUCGUGCGGCCUGCCUCUGGAGAAUAAAUCAGGCGGGGAAAAGGAAGGCGGGGCAGCUGGCUGGGUGAGGUUUUCCUUUGUUGAUUGAUAUGGUGCGAAAAAAGAUGGAGGACUGUGCCGUCUGUGUGAACUUGGACGGCCAACAACAGGCGGCCCAAGUCGCCUACUUCUUUCGUUGAUGGCGUUGCGUGUGGCUCUUGUGUGUGAGAGGGUUGGGGCUCGCUUGGUGUUCGGAUGAACGUGAAGCCGCCCGUCGUCAGGUUUCGGGGCUUGUUAGCUGCACUCGUGGGCGCUUAGCAGCUGCGCACUUUCUUGCAUGGAUGGAGAGUAGAGGGCGCAUGACUGGAGGGAGAGCAGGGGGCGCCUGGCUGCGUUCGUAUGCGGUUGUGAGAGAUUGACGGAGGACCAGGACGCCCCGCGCGCAUCCUCGCUCGCCCACGACUGACCGCCUUGUGCUAGGGAGUUCGGCGCUGGCUUAUGAAUAAACUGCCCGAGCGAGCCCGCGUGCGCGGGGGAAGGUUGGCCAGAGCCAGGGGCCACGCGCUCGGGGGCUGCGCACGGGGCUUGCGUCAAGUUAUGGCUGACACUUGAAACCCUCCGACCCUCGUGCAGCCUUGCUUGGUUGUACCGCGGCCGUGGGCAUUUAUCUAUUUCGCCUGGUCUUGGUUUGUUGUAUGUGUUGUAUGAUGUCUUUUGGUUAGCUUCGAUGAUGUAGCACGUAGCGAUGUGAGAAACACCGGACUAACAAACACGCACUAGCUCAUGACGCACGGCUUUCUGUAAUCCUUCAGGUAUGAGCCGACUUUGCAGGGUGUCCCUCCGCAUCUGGACUUGGUGUCGCACACUUUAUGGCGCGUUUUGUGGUCAAGAAUUGCGUUCAGUGGGACUCGGUUCAGAUUCCAUAGUCAUGUUGUACAAUACCGAGUUGACAGGUCGUGUCCAAUGUUAUUUCUGAUGCCCUGACUUAAGUGCAAGAAGGUCUCCGCCCAAGGGUCGGAGUCGUACGAAGUUUCUCCCUUGUUAAAUCGAUUCGCAGCUUCUUCUGUUCCUGGUAUGUGCUAUACGCCAGCUACAGGCAACAUUCAGACUUCUUCUAAUGCUGCUUUACGGCGACAUCUUGGACUACCCGCGAUUGUUGCGCGAGAGUGGAGGACAGCCACUGGACCUGAUCAUCGCAACGCAAGUAUGGGAACACCUUCCGCAACCUCAAGAAGCAGCUAAGGCUUUAUUCCACUCCCUGCAGAGCGGUGGCCUCGUCUUUUUCAGUGUCCCGCAGCUAGCGCAAUACCAUCAGGUACCCGGCGACUAUUUCCGCUAUACGAAGUUAUGACUCUGGGUUCUGUUGAGUAGUAAACCAACGUGUUGACCAGUCCUCGUGUAACAACUACAAAACGCUUUAUAUUGUCAACAGGCCUACGCUUAGCUUUUGCAUCUGGAUUUGCUUUAGCACUGAAGGUUUGAACUGGCAAAUCAUGGAUGAAGGUAGACUGCUUGUUUUGUGCAGCAGCUUUUUUUUUUUCACAAGACGCAAUAAUUCGAAGCCUUGUGUCUUCUCUGUGAGUGAAUAGGAAAAGAUACGCUCUAAUACCAGAAGGAGUUCAUCUCCUUUUCAGUGCUGCAGGCUUCUGCGUCCCGAAGACACUGAUGGCGUCGGGUGGCGACUACAUCUGGGAUAUCGCCAGGGAUGCUGGAUUGCAAACAUUAGGAUUUAGAGUUUAGAGAACCUUUAACUUUAUGCAUCACUAUGAUUUUCACUUUUAUUGUGCAUGAUGCAUAACCUAGCCUCACCUAACCUAACCUAACCUAGCCUAACCUUAUAGCAUCACCCACCACCCCCUCCGCGACUUCUCUUUCAUACGUGGCCGACUUCACGAUGGAUGAGAUGGAUGCGGCGUUUAAAUGGGGCUACGACCAGAUCUCGGAUGGAGCGUCGACCAUUUUUGCCGUGGCCAUCAAGCCUCCGCACCCGCAUCCAGAAUGCAGCCUCGUUGUGCCGUAAUGGUAAUGAAAAGCAAGAGAAAGAACGCUUUAUCUCAACAUGCAUAGAAAAGGAGCAGAAGCGCAGAAAUGGAGAGGAUUUUUUUGUUGUGCCGUAUAAAGAGGGUGGCAUGCAACGGCAGAUGAGUAUUUAAACGCUUGGUAUGUAAGGAUUUAUUACUUCUAGUUUUUUCCAGACGGUAAUGAAUCAGUUCAUUCUGAUAGAUGACACUGAAAACAUGGCAUCGAACGGGGUAGAGGUUCAUCUUUCAUGUUGUUCAACAUUGUUUUUUCUAGUUAUAUAGGACGAGCUACAUGUGGGUAAAUGAUAUCAUCAAUGUUUAGAUGAAUGGGCAUAGUGCUCCUGAAAAGUUUCCGUUCAAUGAGAGUAAUGCUCUGAGUCUAUAAAUUUUUACACACGACCUAUCCCUUGCGGAUUUUAGGUGAUGGACCUACAUCGAGAAUCAGAGCUCGAAUCAAUACAGUGAGUUUUUCUACAAUGCGUAGUGAAUCAUGGCUUUAGCGGACGAGCCUUUAUCGCACCAGUCUCUAUCCGCACUGAGUACAAGACUAACUUUGGUUCUUUCGCUUCUGUCGUGAGUGCCAUACAGAUCUCAAUUUUGAUAUGUUGUCG